Messenger RNA from Helicoverpa zea (corn earworm), 1855 nucleotides. It is a transcript of the gene Obp73a, whose product is annotated as general odorant-binding protein 70. Gene Ontology annotation, molecular function: odorant binding. Bases 206 to 760 code for a protein of 184 amino acids. The transcript has 6 exons. The record is from RefSeq and is a predicted model, not a curated record. NCBI's taxonomy places the organism in Eukaryota, Metazoa, Arthropoda, Insecta, Lepidoptera, Noctuidae.
UCCACGGUUCCAUAUCGCGACCGGCCGCGCACCUUUCGCUGCACGCCGACAACACUGGCUAGAAAAAAAAAACAUAUUUUAAAUUUCGAAUUUCGAACACCGAAGAUAAGCCCGCCUUCUUGUUUAAUUUAUUUUUAAUUUUUUCAAACGAAAGUUUUGACAGCGUUAUUUUUUGUUUGUAAAAGAAAUAUAGUGUUUGUGAAAAAUGGUUCGCAAAAUCGGUGGACUUUUGUGUUGUCUUUGCGUUUUCGGCAUUUCUCUGAGUGAUAGCGCCAUAUCAGCUGAUUCUGAGUCGCGAUGCCGCAACCCGCCUACGGCUCCUCAGAAGAUAGAACGAGUCAUAACUCUGUGUCAGGAUGAAAUCAAACUGUCCAUACUAAGAGAGGCUCUUGACGUGAUCAAAGAAGAACACACGAUGCCUGCACAGAGGCGGCGCGACAAGCGAGAGGUGCCCUUCACGCACGACGAGAAGAGAAUUGCUGGGUGCUUGCUGCAGUGCGUGUACAGAAAAGUGAAAGCCGUGGACGGCUACGGCUUCCCGACGCUGGAAGGCCUGGUGGGGCUGUACUCGGACGGCGUCAACGAGCGCGGCUACUUCAUGGCGGUGCUCGAGGCUUCGCGCGAGUGCCUCAUGAAGAACCACGAUAAAUUCUCCAGAUCUGUUCCUAUGGACAACGGACGCAACUGCGACGUUUCGUUCGACAUAUUCGAGUGCAUCUCUGACCGCAUCGGCGAGUACUGCGGCACUUCAGGACUCUAACCACAUUCUUAUAUAAUAUUACAGCAAUGCACUAAAACACUGCCUUUAUACAAAUGUUCUAAAUAAACUGUCCAUGUAGGUGUAACCGCAGUACACAUUUACAUCACUUUGUACACAUUUAGAUCAUUAUAUUUUUGGAGUUUUUUUUUUUAGUUUUUCGAAAUUUUACUUGUCUAAGGUGAUUGGUAAUUAGUGACAAAUCUAUUCAUGAUUGCAACAGCCUUCUCAAAUAACCUUUUUUUUAUAUGUAUCUUCGUAGUCAGUUAUUGGGAGUAUCACUAAUGGCCAGGCUGCAAUUAUACCAGUCAUCCUAUAUAAUCAAAGAACAAAUUAAAGAAAAAGAAUUCAAUAUACAUAUUGCUUAAAAUAACAAAAUUGGCUAAUACAUACUAUAUUUUUUUUUUUAUAUUAUACAUAAGUUACCAACACGAAACAAACCACUAGAGUUAAGUUACAUGUACAUAGAUUGUAAUUAUACUAAAAUGUGAUGCUCAAUAAUUUUAGUUGUAAGGUAGCUCUAUAGUUUUCUAUUCCGUAAAUACCCAGAAUUUUGACAAAGAAACUGAAAUAAAUUGAAUUGAAAGAAAUUUUUUACAAAGAAAAUGAAAUAAAAUUCCUGCUACGGAUCCGAAACGUUGGGAUUAAGUAAUAUUAAUAUAGCCGCGAUAAAAUCCGUACAAGUAUUUUUUUAUGUCUAAUAUUCGCUAAAGUGUCAGAAAUCAAAAGGAAAUUACAUAAGUGUUCUAAUGCGUUCUUUUAUUAAGAAAGCUUAAAUAAUUAUUUAGCUCAACUGUGAACCAAGACAAUGAAAAAGCUUAUUUAUAUUAUUAUAAUUGGAGACAGAUUAUUUGGAGGUAUUGAUGUAGUCUGCUGUCCCUUUUUAUUGGGACCUUAACGUUAUUCCCUACUUCAAUAGAAUCUUGGCAAAAUUAUUUAAAGGAAACAAUAAAUUCCAACAUAACUUGGUAGUUUCAUAUUGAACAGUAAUAUCUAUUGCACAUGAUUACUCUUACUUCUUAAAUUAGCUGAACCUUAACGAACUGAUAGAUUUAACAUAGCUUUAAGUUUUAUGUAAUAAAGUUCUGUAUAUAUCUA